Molecule: messenger RNA, 1581 nt
Organism: Calidris pugnax (ruff)
Lineage: Eukaryota; Metazoa; Chordata; Aves; Charadriiformes; Scolopacidae
Exons: 10
Coding region: 1-1581 (526 amino acids)
Source: RefSeq, a predicted model, not a curated record
AUGGCAAAGCAAAAGCAUAAGAAUUCAAAUGCUGUGGAAGAAGAGGAGGUGGAGGAAGAUGAUAAAGAAGAGAAUACAGACUUGAAUAGGAUCUCCCUGGAAAGCACUUUUGAAACUGAAACCCCAGAGGUGGCUGGGGGUGGUGAACAUCAGACCCCAGAGGGGGAGAGCAACAGGCUGCCCCUGUCUGAGGAACCGGAUGGCUCCCACACUGUCACCUGCACCUUCACAGUGUCACUAGCUGUCCCUGCCCUGCCUACAGGACAAGAGCGGAAGAAAUCCAGUCCCCCUGAUGAGCAAGGGAAGACAGGUCAAGCUGAUGAAUCAGGAGCUGCUCCACGAAAGCAAUGUCGCUAUCGCACGGAGUGCUUCCUUCUGCCGGAUGACCUCGAACCCAGAAAACUGGAUUUGGUGGUGUCUGGGGCAGUUGCAAAGCUAUUUACAGAAUCUGAUACCAAGGCUAUUACACCCUGGGUUGAAAAUGACAAGAUGUGGAUAUCCUGGAGCCAUAGUGUUGAUAUCGAUGUCACUAAUGAAUAUCUGAUAAAACUGAGAGAUCACAAAAUAUUUUUGCAAAUCUGGGAUACCAAGGGCAAAGCUUCCUCAAAAACAAAGCUUAGGAAACCAAAUGUUAUUUCUUCACUAGAAGGGGAUGAAGAGGCUGUUGAUGGGGUAAAACACACAGUGCUACUGCAAAGAAAAUUGUUUGAAGAGAGUCAGCCAGCACCCAGCCGUACCAAACUCAAAGCAGCAAAGGAAUCCAAGGCACAGGAGGAGUCCUCAGCCCUUCCAUUUGCAGCAGAAGAACCUGAUCUGAAUGGACGAGCAACAUCUGACUGUGCUUCGCCACAUCCAUCAAGACCAGCUGACUUGCGUGCAGUGAGAAGUGUGAUGUUUGCAAAAAUUCUGACACGUGAAGCAGACAAAACAGCCACCACGAAUGGUACAAGGGGUUCUGGCCGUAAAGGGAACAUUGAGUCUCCCGUGGAAAAUCCUGACGUGGCUUCCCUGCAGCUGGACCUCAUGCCUCUGCUCGCAGGUGAAAAAUCGGUGAUUGGUCAUCUGGAAGAGAACAAUCCUAAAGUUUUAGAUGCUUACAUGACUUUCACUGUGGAAACACCUCUUCUCUCUGAGAGACAGAGACGUGAAUUGAAUCCGCUCGUGAUAAGGAUUAAUUCUGCUACCUGCCUCCCAAACACACCUGUGCCAAUCCAGGUGCUGCAGAGACUGUGUAUUCCCACCUACUGCAAAUACAAGUUUCAUAACUUUCCACCUCAUCAAACUCAUGGACAAGUCCAUGGAACUCACGUCUACUUUAAGGACAUUAAUGUACUGCUAACGGGGACGAUGAAACCUGGGGAAUUGCAGAGGUGUCUUAGAGGUCCACCUUUGGAGAUUGAAGUUCACGACCGGGAUAGAAACAUGGAAAACAACAUAAUAAAGCCCUGUUUGUUUGGGGAAGAUGAAGCAGAUGAGCACGUGGGCAAGGUGAGCUUCCUUGCUUGCAAAUCCACAAGCUCUGCUCAGCUCCAGAUACAGCUGCUUUUGGUGAGGAGGAUAAAAAAAAGACAGAAUCAGUGA